Messenger RNA from Drosophila ananassae, 789 nucleotides. RefSeq lists its product as uncharacterized. The transcript is spliced from 3 exons. Bases 265 to 648 code for a protein of 127 amino acids. The record is from RefSeq and is a predicted model, not a curated record. Lineage: Eukaryota; Metazoa; Arthropoda; Insecta; Diptera; Drosophilidae. Gene Ontology annotation, biological process: negative regulation of biosynthetic process.
GCCUAUAAAUAAUAAGCCCAACAGCAACGGCUAAGGCAACAAAACAACAAAACGCUGGGAAAACCUCUUGGGUGAAAACGUCAAAAUCCGAAACCAAAUUCGGUUUCAGUCGUGAGCCAACCCUCAGCAGCUCCACAGCUCCAGAGCGAGUUCGAGCUUUUCUAGUUUCAUUUAACGUCUAUAUUUUGUUUUUAUUAUCGUUGGUUAUCCGUUGGCACUCCCGCGCUAAUUAGACAACCAGAUAGCCAAAGGCAAUCAGGCCAAAUGCCGUACAUUAUCAUACGAGGUAACCUAGCCUCCUACAGUCACAAAUAUCCAUGGCGAGUGCUCGUCUCUGGAUUGAAAGCUGACGACAUCGAGCAGUUGAACAAGUUCUCGUGCGGCGGUUACAGUGAUGAGUCCACCAUCGUCUACUUAGUGCAUCCUUGUCGCAUUCUAUCGGCUCUUGAGAUUUUGGGUUUUCGUGUAGUGGCCAGCUCAUCGACGGCCGUGAAGCAGGACUACAACGAGUACAUGUGGACGAUGCGCAAGGAGUUCGACGAGCCAGAACCCUUGGAGGCCGAGUCCGUGGUGCGUGAAAAUCUGUCGAAUAUAGGCCGGGAGGCAGCCAGUUUAGGCAACUAUCACAAGGUGGAUUCUCCCGAAUAAGGACACCCCUCCUAUUCGAAACAACAAAAAUACCCGCAACUCUACUCUGUAUAAUUUAGUGUGUGUUUGUGUGUCUGACUGUGAAGGGUGUGUGCAAUUGCGUGUUUCCGUGUGUUUGUCGAGGAAGUGAAGAGAGAGAGA